This is a messenger RNA of Sinocyclocheilus rhinocerous, 3468 nucleotides long. RefSeq names its product coronin-1B-like. Gene Ontology annotation, biological process: cell migration; actin filament organization. The record is from RefSeq and is a predicted model, not a curated record. The transcript has 11 exons. Lineage: Eukaryota; Metazoa; Chordata; Actinopteri; Cypriniformes; Cyprinidae. Gene Ontology annotation, molecular function: actin filament binding. Bases 957 to 2702 code for a protein of 581 amino acids.
AAUAAGUUCAAUAACAAUUGUAUAAACUGGUAUUUUAGUGUAAGCUAUUACCUUGGUACCCAGUGCUUGGCUGUUAGUGCAGGAAACAUAUAUUUAUGAAUAAUUUUAGGAACGUUUGUUUUGACUUUUAUUUUGAAUUUAAACCUGCUUUUCAGUCGCAGGUCUUUUUACUCCACUGUCAUUCUGCAUAGAAUUGCAUUGCAGUUAAAGUUAUCAAAUUUACUAAAACUGGCUCUAAAUGUGGAAGAAGAUGAAACAGGUGAUACCUUGCAAAUGGCAAUUAUAUUUUUGCCAGCAGGUUUCCUCACAAAAAGAAAAAAAAAUAUAUGAAAUGUUUUAUUAAAUAGUGCUUUAAAUUAAUAUCUUUUUGCAAGUGGAGAACAUGCGCUAGACACAGGCUUUAAUUAACUCUAGGCUAGUAGUACAUCGUUCACUGUUUUAAAUAAUGCAAUUUUGAGUAGUCACAAAGAGCCCGGAACGGGACUUUUAUUUCGUCAGAAGGCGUUUCGCCGUCCAUUGUGUUGUUGACUGCUCACCAUAGCGAGCUUCACACAUCGCUGCUUUUAAUUCUAGGCACAUUCGCUGAGGAAUUUACCACCCAUCAUCUUUUCUCCUUCACUGGUGUCGACGCUCUUCCUGAUUUAUUUUAACUUCCUUAACUACAGUUUUGUUCAAAAGCUUUGUAUAUCUUUUGAAAUAUACAAUUGUGCAUUUGUUUUCCCUGAUAAUAUGGAUUAAUUUGUCGAUGCCUGCUAAAAUUGCCUGGACACAUUUGUUCCACCUGACCAUGCAGAAUAUCCCGGCGAUAACGACACACUGCAAGGAUUAGUGUAGUUUCUAAAGAUCACUGCAUUUUUAUAGAUCAUAUUUACCGGAAUCGCUUUAUUCAUUUUAGCAGGUUUUUCUAAGAAAAGGAACAGGGAAGAAAGGAAAGAAGGAAACCCUCAAGCAGAGCCAUGUCCUUCAGGAGGGGUGUUGUCAGGCAGAGUAAGUUCAGGCAUGUGUUUGCCCAGGCUUGGAAGGCUGAGCAUUGCCUUGAUGAUGUCAGAGUAUCACGCGUGACAUGGGACGGUCCACUGUGCGCUGCCAAUCCGAAGUUCAUUGCUGUUGUCAUUGAGGCCGGAGGAGGCGGAGCCUUUCUUGUGCUACCGCUGGCCAAGAGCGGUCGAGUGGACCAGAACACCCCGACCGUGUGCGGUCAUGCCGCUCCAGUGCUGGAUGUGCAGUGGUGCCCACAUGAUGACAAUGUUAUUGCCAGUGCCUCAGAGGACUGCACUGUCAAAAUUUGGCAGAUUCCUGACGGAGGUCUUACAUCUCCCAUGUCUGAAGCUGUUGUGACUCUUGAGGGCCACAGUAAAAGAGUGGGCAUCCUGGCCUGGCACCCUUCUGCUCUCAAUAUCCUGUUGACUGCAGGAUGUGAUAAUGUCCUGUGUGUGUGGGAUGUGGGCACCGGGGAGGUGGUGUACCAGCUGAGUGAUGUCCAUCCAGACCUGAUAUACAGCGUGAGCUGGAACCGUGAGGGCAGCGUCCUGUGCACCACCUGUAAAGACAAAGCCUUACGAGUCAUUGAUCCCCGGCGUGGAACAGUUCUUAAGGUGCGGGAGAAGGCUCAUGAGGGCACCAGGCCGAUGAGGGCCGUGUUUCUGGCUGAUGGGAAAAUCCUGACAACCGGCUUCAGUCGCAUGAGCGAGAGACAGCUUGCCCUCUGGGACACGAGAGAUCUUUCUGAGCCAAUGGUUACUCAGGAAAUGGACACCAGUAACGGAGUUCUUCUUCCAUUCUAUGACCCAGACACCAACAUGGUUUACUUGUGCGGCAAGGGGGAUUGUACUAUUCGUUACUUUGAGGUGACAGAUGAGUCACCGUAUGUUCAUUUCCUGAGUCUGUACAGCAGUAAGGAGCCGCAGAGAGGUGCUGGUUUCCUAAGCAAACGAGGAGUAGAUGUCAACAAGUGUGAAAUAUCUGACCUGUUUCAAGGGGAUCUGUACCCGGAUACGGCGGGAUUAGAACCCGCUCUACUGGCAGAAGAUUGGAUAGCAGGACAGGACGCUCCUCCAAUCCUUGUUUCCCUCAGCGGGGGCUACACGGCCCCUCCAUCCAAAUGCGGCACGCUCCGGGGUCGACCCAAACUGCUCUCUCAGACCAACACUAGUCCCACCAGCACUACUGCGCCACCAAACCCUAUGGUAGUUGAGAUGGAGAGCGAGGGGUUGGGCCACAGAGAAGGAAGAGGGGAUGUAGAUGGAGGGAUAGAGAGAGUAAAGAAAGAGUCCGACCUAUUUCAAGGGGAUCUGUACCCAGAUACAGCGGGAUUAGAACCCGCUCUACUGGCAGAAGAUUGGAUAGCAGGACAGGACGCUCCUCCAAUCCUUGUUUCCCUCAGCGGGGGCUACACGGCCCCUCCAUCCAAAUGCGGCACGCUCCGGGGUCGACCCAAACUGCUCUCUCAGACCAACACUAGUCCCACCAGCACUACUGCGCCACCAAACCCUAUGGUAGUUGAGAUGGAGAGCGAGGGGUUGGGCCACAGAGAAGGAAGAGGGGAUGUAGAUGGAGGGAUAGAGAGAGUAAAGAAAGAGGAGGACCAACUUUCUGAUGUCCUGACGGAGAUUCGGGCGUUGCGUGCUCUGGUUCUGGCUCAGGGUCACAGGAUCGACGUCCUGGAAAGGCAGCUCGCCCGUAUUGAGGAUGGAGAAGUGUGAAGGAAACUACAAACAUAUCACAACACGUAGCCUUACCCAGAUUCAGAAAGCUUCACUGAAGGGUUAUGGGAAAUGUAGUUCCAUUACUGUGGCAUAGAGAUACAAAGAAGUAAUUGAGCUUUGAGCUUUAUCAGUAUACUUUGGUUUUUAAUGCACUGAAAUUCAAUAUCCUAAAUGCUGCUCAUUUUGUGCUUUUAAUAGGGCUGUUACAUCAGGUACUCACUACAGCUAACUACAGACUUUGAAGUCUAAAUUUGCUUGGGUCACUAUUUGCAUAAACAUGCAAACUUUAAAUAAAAAGCAGACUUGAUAAUCUCUUGUAGCCUGCAUUAAGACGGCAUUUAUAAACGCUUCUACUUAAUGAAAGUAGUCUGAAUCUUGAAACCUUCAGGAAAUGUAAUAAUCUAACAUGCUGAAUUGAUUCCUUUUUUCACUAAAGUUCAAUGGUGUUUAUCAACAUAAGUACAUUGACUAGCACUGUUCUUGGGUUUAGCUGCCCUCAACAGCUCCUCUCUUCCAUUUGUAUGUCUUAACACAUGUAGCAUUGAUUUUUGGAUGUUUUAGAGUUUAAUAUGUGGACACGUGAGUAACGUGAUAGAAACUGUACUUGGUGUUGAAGGAAUUUGUGAGCUAUCAAUAUAACGAAAAAACAUUAGAGCAAGAGUUUUGGUAAUGAAAAUAAUAGUGCAGAGCUUGUAGGAUGAAAAGCUGUCCAUUUCACACCAAAAACAAAUCUAUAAUUUUUUUUUACAUGUGUUUGGACAUG